AUGGGGCCCCCGGGCAAUAGGGGAUCAUAGGGCCCUGUGUCCUUGCCCAAACUCAAAAAAGCCUAUGAAAAAGGUACCAGGGGCAUCUCAUGGGGCCACCUACUGACCCCGGGCCCUCGGGCAGUGCCCGAGUUUCCAAAUGGUCAGUCCGCCCCUGGAGAGAUGUUAUAGGCUUGCUCCCACCCAGGGGUGGACUGACAACUCAUGGGGCCCCCGGGCAGUAGGAAAUCAUGGGGCCCCUGUGUUCUCACUCACACUCAAACCUCACCCAAAAAAGCCUAUGAAAGGUACCAGGGGAAUCUUAUGGGGCCCCUUAUUGACCCCGGGCCCUCAGGCAGUGCCCGAGAUCCUAAAUAGUCAGUCUGCCCCUGCUCCCACCAUAUCU
Molecule: messenger RNA, 385 nt
Organism: Staurois parvus
Lineage: Eukaryota; Metazoa; Chordata; Amphibia; Anura; Ranidae
Source: the annotation of a GenBank genome assembly